Molecule: messenger RNA, 2935 nt
Organism: Anguilla anguilla (European eel)
Lineage: Eukaryota; Metazoa; Chordata; Actinopteri; Anguilliformes; Anguillidae
Product: olfactory receptor 1-like
Exons: 2
Coding region: 647-1609 (320 amino acids)
Biological process (GO): G protein-coupled receptor signaling pathway
Cellular component (GO): membrane
Molecular function (GO): olfactory receptor activity; G protein-coupled receptor activity
Source: RefSeq, a predicted model, not a curated record
UAACCUAACAUUUGCUAGCUAGCUGGGUGACCAUUUCUAAUUUUGUGGUUAGUUUACUAAUAAUUUACGAACGUUAGUUUACUAAUGUUAGUCCUACUUGAUGAGGGUAAUUUUGAAUAUCUGAAAUUCAUAAAUCCUUUUUUAAGUAUACCUUUCACUUUACUCAGAUGGGUGGGAACAGAGAGGGCUACAAAGAGAAAUGGGGUCCUUUACUUUGCUCAAGGGUAUAAUGGCAGUGGACCAUUUUGCAUUUAACCUGCAAUCUCACCGUUCCAAUUCAGUUCCACAAUCGUUAGUUUACUCUGCUAGUUUACUUGUCUGCUGAAAUUACUUGUUCAUUAACUCAAGGAAGAUGGACUCAAAUUCUGGUAAUUAACCUGGUUAGCUUUCUCAAAAAACAAAAAUAUUGCAUUGACAGAGUUACUGUAAUUAAUGAGCUCCCCAGAUUCAUUACCAUGGCACACGUACAGAAAACCCCAGAGCAAGAUGUAUAUAAGGAGUCAGUGUUCCUGUACUGUAAAUAUGCAACUUGAGCGACCAAAGUGAAGAAAGCCUAUUACCUCAUUUUCUGCUAAAGUGACAGUGGGCAAAGAAAAAACAAAAGUAAGGCAACAAAGAGAAGAACUCAGAGUUAGAACCAUCUGCAAUGAACUCCCUGAAUUCCAACCUCUCUCUAAAUACUACUUUUGUGCGUCCCCCUUAUUUUUUCAUCACUGGUUUGAAUAACAUGACCCAUGCCAAAUACUACUAUGUUUUCCUGAGCUGUGUUUUUGUAGUAUCUGUGUUGGGGAACUCCUUUGUCAUUUUUAUUAUAUACACAGAGCGCAGUUUUCACACCCCAAAGUAUUUGGCCGUUUUUAAUUUGGCUGUAGCUGACUUGGGUGAAACUGCUGCUCUUAUCCCAAAUUUUAUUGCAAUGUUUCUUUUUGAUUCACAAUACAUCUCCUUUGACGCUUGCUUGGCCAACAUGUUUUUUGUGUUUUUCUUUGCCAGUUUGCAAGCACUCACUCUAACUGUUUUGGCCUAUGAUAGAUUGGUAGCAAUAUGCUUGCCACUGAGAUACCAUGCCAUUAUCACAAUGCGAGCAAUGGUUGUGAUAUUAACAGUGAUGUGGGCAUAUGAUUCAGUUUUACUGAUUUUAAUGGUGUCUUUGGUUACCAGGUUGUCCUUUUGCAAAUCCAUUGUAGUAAAAAGCUACUUCUGUGACCAUGCACCGAUAUUCUUUCUGGCAUGCAAUGACUAUCUUGUCAAUGCUAUCAUGGCAAUUGCUAAUAUAGCAUUAUUACUUUAUGUACCCUUUAUUUUGACUGUACUGUCAUAUGCGUUUAUUUCUGUUGCACUUUUUAAAAUAGCUUCAUGGGAAGGGCGACUUAAAGCAAUUAAGACUUGUUCUGCACACCUAAUGCUGGUGGCUUUAUAUUAUCUUCCAAUACUUGGCACCUACAUUGCUGCAAUUGCUUUUACUGUUCCUCCCAAUGCCAGGAUCAUGAGUACAUCAUUUGCAAAUGCCAUUACCCCCAUGUUGAACCCAAUAAUUUAUGUGCUGAACACUGAAGAGGUAAAGGAAGUCUCAAAAAAAAAAUUUCUUAGAAGAAAACUGCAGAAAUAAGCAAUCAAAAUACAGGAAAAGAAUGAAUUGAUAUUAGAGGAACACUGCUUUUUACUGUAUUACAACCUCUGCAGUCUGUGAAAACAGGUCGAGGCAGAAGUUAAGAAUUCCUUAAGAAAUUCUCAAAAAAACUUUAAAAAAGUAAAUAAAUAUCAAUUCUAGAUCUUGGUUAAUAUUUUUUGUAGAACGUUACAUUUCUAUUUUAUUAAAUUCAUUCCUUUUAAUAAGCUUAAUGUUUAAAAUGUGAUGAACUACAAAUGUUGCUUAUGGCAAUAUUGAUUCACUUUAAAAUUUUUGCAUUCUGUUGUUGUGUUGUUUGUGAAUAAUGCACUUUGUUACACACAGUGUUAGGGAGUAGUUUAACGUGUGGUUAAUCUAGCAGUUUAACUAUAUUCUGCAGAUAGUGCAACUGCAUUCAAAUUUGUGUAGUGGCUGUAACAGUUCAUUACUUUUUUUAGCGGUGUACUUAGCAACUACUUUUGGCCCUACAAUUUUUUUUUUCCGAAAUCCAUUUUUUUCCGAAAUAUGGCAAAUAUCGCCUGAGGAACACUCCGCUCCACCCCAAUUCUGGCUUCUCUGCACUGGUUGCCUGUUGCUUUUAGAAUCAAUUUUAAAGUUCUAUCAAUUACUUACAGGGACUUACAUGGUUCGGUGGCCAAUUAUAUCUGUGAACGUUUAACUCCUUAUUGUGCUCAAAGGCCUCAAAGAUCUGCCAGCCUUGGGCUUUUGGCUUUCCCAGAGUCUAAAUUAAAAUCAAGUGGUAAUCGCCCAAUUAGGCGGUGUUCUAUUUAAGGCAUCAUAACUUUACUUUUACAAGUGUCUGAGCAUCACAGAGACUUGUAAAAUGGCUUAAAUGAAGCAAGACAAUUGUACCAAUUACAAUAAUUGAAUUAGAUUAUACAUGUAAUUUAGGUAGAAGGAACGUGCUACUGUACAAAUGCAAUUGGCAAGAAUGCAAAAAGGAAGCUGUACUCCUUCAGUUUGAAAUCAAAUACUGAGGGAUCAUGUAUGUAUAACAGGUAGAACUGUGCAUGUCCUGCAUCAUAAACUCCCUCACUAUAAAUACGCAAAAUCUGAGGGUGAUAUGCAGAACUACUAAAGAUCUAUGAAGCAAACAGUGAGACCUGUGGGCCUUCAGUAUCUCCAAAUCGAUUGUGUACUGCUGUACAUCAUAACAUAAUCAUAUAUUUAACUACAAAAAAAAAAACCUUUCUGAGUCAAGUAAAUCAUUUAAAAAUGUUAAUGUUUAUGAUCACUCCAAGGGAAAUCUUACAUUAACCCAGCACAUAUCAGUACACAGUAAAUAAGAAUGAGCAUUUCCCAUAC